This is a messenger RNA of Cricetulus griseus (Chinese hamster), 1605 nucleotides long. Lineage: Eukaryota; Metazoa; Chordata; Mammalia; Rodentia; Cricetidae. The record is from RefSeq and is a predicted model, not a curated record.
AGUCCCACCCGCUCACCCUUCUUCUCUGCCCGCCGCAUCCAACCCUGUGGACCUCUUCCCCAAAUUCGUCUGGACUCCGCCCUCGCUUUCAUCGUCAUGACCUCAAAACGUGGCCAUUAACAACUCGGCCCCUCUGUCCCCAUGCUCACUUUUGUCCCUUACCAGUUUGCCCUUCAUGUUGCAGGCAGGGUUGGGUUAUUUGGGGAGUGUAAAUGUCAUUAGUUUUGCUCAUCGGAAACUUAUAUCCGUUGGUUAAUGCCUAAGAUGUGCUUAGCGCAGUGCCUGAUCCAUACCAAGUCCUCAGCAAACUUGGCUCUUGGAAAGGUUUGUUUCUGAACAUGGAAAUCCUAUUGUAGUCAGCCCUGAUAAAAACGACGCAAUAGAAUGAGGCGGGGAGAAACCAGAUUUCCACACAGGAAGGGACUUCUCUGAGUUGUUGCCGAGGCUUGCCGCUUUUCCUUGAAAACAUGGUUCUAAGCCAAGGCUAGGGUGGGCUCACCUGUAAUCCUAGUGUUAGUGAAUUCAAGGCCAGCCCGGGGAACUUAAUGAGACCCCGUCUCUAAAUAAAAACAAAACAGUUGAUCCCAGACUACUGAACCGUAUCAUGGCUUUGAAUUUGAACUAUGUGAGUGUAAGUAAGCUAAGGGAACUUUGAGUGAGAAAACUCUACACGUGAUAAUAAAAGGCUAGGCAAUGUGCGUAGUCCACCUGAAACAAAUGAAUCAAAACAAUGGGGAAAGCACAAGGUUUUAUAUGCAUGUGGUUAAAACGACAAACAAAUUACUCAAGAAUGAGAAAACUCUGAAGGAUUUGAUCCAUUGAAAGUCACUGGUUUAUGGAUGUAUUCUUACUAGACUUCCAAGGAAGUAUUAACACUGGGGAAAAACAAUCUCGGGGGCCAGCAAACUUGACUUACAGUCUGUCUCACCGAUUCCUUUUGUAUGGUCCAUAAUCUAAAUUUCUAAAAAUGUGUAGAGUGGUUUUACACAUGAGAGGAACGCUUCAGCCUGGCGACGAUGUGAACUGUGUUAGUAUCUGCAGGUGACGUUGUUUGGGCAGGCAGUCACACGGUCACUUACACACUGCUUGCGGCGCUUUCAUCUACAGAGGGCGGUUGUGUUGAGAUGAAGACGAUCUGGCUCAGAGAGCCAAAAUAGUUUUAUUGAGCCACAGCCAUGGUCAUUGGUUUACCAACCCUCUUUGGCUGGUUUUGUUGUUUGUCUGUUUUGUUUUCCCCAGGGGCAGAGUUAUCAGCUGCACUGGAGAUCAUAUGACCACAUUAAGGCACAAAUAUUUACAGCUGAAGAGUAGACGAGAAGGCACAAAAGUUUCUCACCUCGUGGCAAUAAUAAACCCUGACCAGAAAACCAAAAACAAACCCAAGAAUACUGGGCUCGGCAGGUAAAGGGACUUGUUGCCAAGCCUGAUGACCUUGGAACUCAUGUGGUCGAGGGAGAAAACUCACCCAUGAGAGUUGUCCUCUUGACUGUCACACCUUCACACAAACAGUAGGUAGCUUAAAAUACAGCAAUAAAGCAAUUUAUGAAGAGAUGACAUUAUUAAAUGAUAAAAAACUCAAUAAAAAUAUAUUUAGAGAAAAUAUUA